CAGGGAUCAAAGGCUCAGUCAGAUCUUGAGAUAUACUGAUUUUAUAGUUGUUGAUGUGCUGUUGACUUGUUGUUCACUGAUUAUGUAUUGAAUACUGUUGCUGAGGUAUCUUUUUGUAUUUUUCUGCCGGGGAUGGGCCAGAUUGGGAAGGGCGGUACGAGGGUGAGACUUGGCGAUGGUGUUUUGGAACAUCAAAGAUGGACAGGGUUUUCGCGGAGGUCGCUCCUCAGAUAUCUCCACAACUACAGGUCGGGGAUCUUCCAAAAUCGAGAAGAUUGGUGCAUAUGGCUAGGUCACUUCACCUUACAAUUUGUAUGGCACUCUGGCCCAGGGUUGUGGUGUGGUAGGGGAGAACGGGGGAUAAUCCCACACAGGAGCUUUGAACAACGUCCGGUUCACGUUUGGCUGGAUAACUCCACCACCACACGGGGUAUGCGGUCGGCGAUGGGGUCAAAAUGCUCGUAUGAUCGAGGGCUUUUCGAUGGAUCUAUCGGCGGGUUCUAA
Molecule: messenger RNA, 504 nt
Organism: Blastomyces gilchristii SLH14081
Lineage: Eukaryota; Fungi; Ascomycota; Eurotiomycetes; Onygenales; Ajellomycetaceae
Exons: 2
Coding region: 133-504 (123 amino acids)
Source: RefSeq, a predicted model, not a curated record